GGGGCCCAAAUCCAGUACGUGGGCGGCUGGGCCCUGGCUCGGGCUCGGGCCCUGUUCCGCUGCCCAGCUCCGACGUUGUGCUGCCUCGGUGGAGGCGAGGGUGCGGUGUUGUAACAGAGCUUUAUAUUAAGGACAUGGUAACUAACUUUGAUGAAAAACAUGAUGAAUAUUUAAUAGCACUUCAGCAGAGAAACCGGCUACUGAAAUGUUUGAAAAGAAAGGAUCCUGCACAAAUCAAACUGGAGCAGUUAGAGCAGGGGUUUUCUCUGUAUAUGAAUGGAGCGAAUUCGGAGCUGAGAAACUACCACAAAAAAAUCCCCUCAUUUGGGUGCUUCAGAAAUGAGACACAGUCCUCCACUACGAACGCAUCCCAGCUAAAAGCCAGUGAAUUGCAAGUACGCAGUGCACAGACUGCACCAAGAAAAAUACAACGCAAAGGAUGGCUUCAGAAAGCUGUGGAGAUUAAAACAGAAAGAGGGACCAAACUCUGCGUUAAACCUCCUCUUGAGUACUCUGAGGAUUUUGAACCUUAUGAAAGCAUGAGCAUGGAGAGAAAUAGUGAUGAUCCUCUCCAUUACUCCCAGAAACUGAAAAGCAGCAUGCAACUCAGUGUGGAAGAGGAAAAGAUGGAAGAAGAUUCUUCUAGUGAGGAUUAUGACUUUGUUGAAGAGGAAGUGUUUUCAGAACCAUCUCUUACUGAAGAAACAAUUACAAGCUUUGGAAGCCUUCAGUUGCACAGCAGUAGAUCAUUGCAGAAGGAAGCUUCUGAAUGUCAGGAUGCUGGAAGAUGCUCUGGCCUGGUUUCUGGUGCCCUUACUGCAUUGGAGUACAAGCAGGAUCAAAGUAAAUUGAAGCCAGUGCGAGUUCUCUCAGCCAAAAGAAAAGAUAAUGCUGAAACGUAUAUUCCUGUCAGACCAGUUGUGGCAAAAAGUAAAAUCAAUCGACCGUUCUCUGCUGAGUCCUUGCAGCCAGAUGGGCAGGAAAGAAUUUGCUAUAGACCAUUAAGUCGACCAGAAAGACCACUUUCAGCAGCUAGAAAGAAUGAGUGUGAAAAGGACUCUGAACUCUCCGUUUCAGCUGUGGUUAAAGCUAUGCAAAUUGAAAAUGAAGCCUUGCAGAGAGAUUUGCAAAGCCAGUCAGUUUCCACAAACCCUCAAAAGAAGAAAUUUUCUGUUCCAUCUGUUCUCUCUGCAAUGGUUGAACCUUCAGAAAAAACCCAGGCAAAGACUGCUGUCACAGAAGAUGUAGAGAGCACCUGUCCUUUUGGAAACAGACAACAGGAGAAACUUCAGGAAUUUCUUCAGGAGACUGAGAGCAGUUCUACCUGUGAUAAUGACAUACUCCUAUCUGAUGAAAAAUCAGAAGCAAAUUGUGUUUUAACAGAGAAGAUGAUGACAAAUGUGGAAAUACACAAUGCCAUUUAUGUGACUGUGGAACUUCUUUCUAACUGGGGAAAUCCAGUAAACAUUGGCUUGAGAGAGGUGGAAUUCUUUGAUUUAUACAACAAGAAGAUAUUUGUGUCUCCUCAUGAUGUGGACAUUCGGAAUGCUGACUACCCAGGGGAUUUAUGCUGCUUGGUCAAUAACUUAAAUACGACAAAGGAACGCGUCCUUUGGAUGUGCCCUUUCCAUCCGCCCAUCCAACUUUACUUUGUUAUCCGCAAUCCCACUCGAUCCCAUGACUUUGGUGUAUCCAAGAUCAAGAUUUGGAAUUACAGCACAACAGCUAGUGACCUUGAUGUUGGAGCAAAGAAGGUGAAGUUAUAUGUUGAUGAGAGACUUGUAUUUGAUGGUGAAUUGGAAAGAGCCUGUGGAGAUCUCGUUGCAGACCGUGGCACUACAAUUGAUCUUAUAGAAUGCAAGCAAGGUAUAACAUGUUCUUCAAAUGAAGAUGAAGAAGUAAAUGAAACUGCAGUGAAGGAUGAGGAAGUGGACCUGUGUUUUGAAUGCUUACAGACAAACCAUACAUCAGUAAGCUUGAAAUCUCUGCCAGAAGAUCAUCUUGAGGAUAAGGUGAACUCAGUCAGCUUGACUAAGGAAAACUUAUCCGGCUUAGAGGAUGAUCUAGAAGUGUUACCAUCUCACGUUGGUAUAAAAGAUACGAAAGAAAGUGUGGUAGAAGUUAUUGAUCAUGAUCAGUCUGAUGAUGAACUUCCUUUGAGUGGGCAAAUGGAAAAGCUAACAGGAAGAAAACUGUCUGAUUCUGCAGGUGCAAUUCCUUCUUGGUUACACUCAUCUUCCCAACAAAAAGAGAAUCCUCAAGAUAGUUCUGGUAAGCAGAAGCCUCCCUGGCUUGCUUCAGAACAUUGUUUAGACUUGAAAUUUCAAACACACUUGGAUGUAAUUACAAAGAGUUUCCCUGAUCUAACUAAUGAAGAUGCCAAAUGUCACAGAAAUGAGCUGGGAAGAUUGAGUAGUAGAAAUGCAAAUGGAGAUGUGAGAUCGCAAAUGCUGACCAGAAAGGACAGUGAUGUUGGCUUGGAUAUUUCAGAGCAACUUUCUAACAAGCAUGGCUGCACCUCAGAGUACCCAACAAGUGGAAGGAGAAGUGUAAGAAAGCAGGGAUUAAACACCGUAAACCUUAGAAAUGAUUCAGUACUCAAAGAUGAGGACUUGUCUAUCAAGGAAGUUGGCACAUCUAGAGCAGAGUGGCACACUGAACAAGAACACACUCUGCAGGAGUCCUGGAACUCAUUGGUGAAGUUUAAUUACUCCCAUCGUGGCCGAAUCUCUAACCUGGAUUUUCAGGGGGAUAUCUUCGAUGAGUUUCUCCAUCAGCAGAAAAUCAACCGGCUGGGAGAAUAUCAUCUGAUGAGAAAAGAGGGAGUACAAGCACUACCAAAAAAGAGAGAAGAAAAUUCUGUGGAGGCACAUGAUGGAAAUGAUUUUAAAAUACCCGUCUUACCUUAUGGGCAGCACUUAGUAAUAGACAUUCGAACAACGUGGGGAGACAGACAUUAUGUUGGUCUUAAUGGAAUUGAAGUUUUCAGUUCUAAAGGAGAGCCUGUUCAGAUUUCAAAAAUAACAGCUGAACCACCUGAUAUAAAUAUUUUACCAGCUUAUGGCAAAGAUCCCAGAGUAAUAACCAAUCUAAUUGAUGGGGUAAAUCUGACACAGGAUGAUAUGCAUCUCUGGCUAGCACCGUUUACCCCUGGAAAACCUCACUUUAUCUUUAUUGACUUUGUGAAUCCCUGUCAAGUAGCUAUGAUUAGGAUUUGGAAUUAUAAUAAAUCUCGCAUACACUCUUUUAGGGGUGUGAAAGACAUUAUAAUGAUGUUAGAUGAACAAUGCAUCUUUAAAGGAGAAAUUGCUAAGGCUUCGGGAACCUUGUCUGGAGCUCCAGAGCACUUUGGGGAUACAAUACUGUUCAGUACUGAUGAUGAUAUUCUUGAAGCUAUAUACUGUUAUGAUGAGACAUAUGAUGGAGAAAUGGAGAAUGCCAGCUCUCUGAGGUAUGAAGAAGAGCUAAAGAGGCCAACAACAGCUGAUGGGGAUGGAGAUGAAAGACCUUUUACGCAAGCAGGGUUAAGAACAGAGGAUCAACAGGUGCAAAAGCAGGCAGUCCUGCUGGAUUCUCUCUCUGCUUGUACACCCAAGGAACCAGGAAUAUUUACUGGAAAGUGCUUGCAACUGAAUUUUACCGUGACUUGGGGAGAUCCUCAUUACCUUGGACUGACUGGACUGGAAGUGAUAGGAAAGAAUGGCCAAGCAUUAAAAAUAAGUACGGAACAGAUUUCUGCUUCACCCCAAGACUUAAAUGAUCUUCCAGAGUAUACAGGAGAUUCUAGAACAUUAGAAAAGUUAAUAGAUGGGACUAAUAUUACAGCUGAGGAUGACCAUAUGUGGCUCAUUCCUUUCUCUUUCGGAGAAAAUCAUCUACUCACAAUCCAUUUUGAUAAAAGUGAAAGUAUUGCAGGGCUUCGUUUCUGGAACUAUAAUAAAUCUCCAGAGGAUACCUAUAGAGGGGCAAAGGUAGUCCACGUAAUGCUGGAUGGUCACAGCAUCUCCCCACCAGAGGGCUUUCUUAUCCGCAAGGGACCAGGCAACUGCCACUUUGACUUUGCCCAAGAAAUUCUCUUCCUUGACUAUCUGCAGCCCCAGCUAAUGAACAGAGUACAGAGGAGGACUGGUUCAAAGAGAAUGGAACAAGCUAGUAUGGACUAUGAAGCACCACUCAUGCCAUGUGGUUUUGUUUUCCAGUUUCAGCUUCUAACAAGCUGGGGCGAUCCGUACUACAUUGGUUUGACUGGUCUGGAGUUUUUUGAUGAACGUGGAGACCAAAUCCUACUAACUGAAAACAAUAUUGCUGCUUUUCCAGAUAGUGUCAACGUUUUAGAAGAUAUAUCUGGAGAUAUCCGAACUCCAGACAAACUCAUUGACGGCGUAAAUAACACAACUGAUGGCAGACAUAUGUGGCUUGCACCACUUCUUCCUGGUUUGGUGAAUAGAGUAUAUGUUAUUUUCGAUGCACCUACCACUGUGUCAAUGAUCAAAUUGUGGAAUUAUGCCAAAACACCCCAGAGGGGUGUGAAGGAAUUUGGUCUUUUGGUGGAUGACUUGCUUGUGUACAAUGGGAUUCUGGAUAUGGUGAACCAUGUAGUUUCAGGCAUCCUACCCACCUGUGAUCCAGUAGUUCCAUAUCACACCAUUCUCUUUACGGAUGAUGAGAAGAUUUGCCAUCAGAAGAGAACUGUAAUUAGCAAUCAUGUGGAAGAUCAGGAUGUACGAAUGAUGAAUGAAAACCAGAUUGUCACCAACAGCAAAAAGAAACAGGCUGUGGCUGAUCCAGCUUUGCGUCCAAAAACCUGUCUGUGUGAAAAAGGACUGCAGAGGAGGAAAAGAUAACAAGGGCUUGACUGCAAAGUCCUGAAUACAUCCAGCUCUGGACACUUGCAUCUUGGAGAGCUAGAUGACUUAUCAUCCAAAUGGAAUUUACUCCACACUUGUUGCUGAACCACCUCCUGUCUUAUGAGAGGAAGUUGCCUUUGCUACAGGAAAACUUCCUUCAGUAAUGAAAUUUAAAGCAUGAGUUAUUUAGUUUUCUGGUUCUUUUAUUGUCAUAAUCUGCGAUGACAGAUCAGAAAGUGGGUUUAUUGAGGUUUAAUGAGUAAGCUUCAGCUUUCACUUACCUUUUUUUUUUUUUUUUUCCAGUGAAAAAAUGUUUUCUUCUAUUAUUUCACUACCAUGUAAAAGCAAAAAAAAAAAAAAAAAAAGCAUUAGCACUGUGCACAUCCCUCAGAUCUUCCUGCUGCCCUCCACUACAGCCUGCAUUGGGAUCUGCGAACAAGGAGGCCGUCCCUCUGGGCUGCACCAACCAGCUCUGCUGCCAGCGAUGGGCCAUCCCUUUUGAGAAGUGGUAAAGGCAUUUUAAUGAGCAGAUGGUAAGGAGUGAAUGGCAUUUUUAAAACACUGAGUACCCUGAAUGCCUGGCCGUUUAACCAGGAAUUCUAACCAAAUAAUUGUGCUGCGGGAUUUGUAGCUAUGCAAAUGUGCUUUUCAAUGAAUAUUUGUCAGUGGUGACAACCUGUAAAUCUCUUACAAGAUCUAAUAGAACAUUCUUCCUUUCUCAUUUAGAACUUACUGUUUUCAAAAAGAACUGAAAGUUCUGAAAUGCUUUUAUGUGUGAAACAAAGAUGCAUAGUAUUGCAGCUCCUGAUGUGGAUUCAAAAUGUGCUGCUUUACUCGCCAUAAAGCCAGGAGCUGCAGUAGUUUGUGUGUUUGUUUACAAAAUACUUGGCUGUUGUUGGCUGAGCUGUAAAGACCCAAGAUAGCAAUACCUUUCCUGGAUUUCUCUGUUGAUGGGGCAACAAAAUGUAUUUUGUACUAAAUGCAAAACACUUCUGUAUGUAAAAUAGAUGCUUAUUUGUUUAUAACGUAAAUAGAAUUUGUUAUGGAACUUAAUUAUUGGUAUUGUUACUAACAUGACAAGUGCUCAUGCUAAAAAAUAAAAGCAUAUGAAUAAAAGACAUUUUCACAAA
This is a messenger RNA of Tympanuchus pallidicinctus (lesser prairie-chicken), 5977 nucleotides long. It is a transcript of the gene KATNIP, whose product is annotated as katanin interacting protein. Bases 135 to 4844 code for a protein of 1569 amino acids. The transcript has 26 exons. Lineage: Eukaryota; Metazoa; Chordata; Aves; Galliformes; Phasianidae. The record is from RefSeq and is a predicted model, not a curated record.